Molecule: messenger RNA, 1784 nt
Organism: Nicotiana tabacum (common tobacco)
Lineage: Eukaryota; Viridiplantae; Streptophyta; Magnoliopsida; Solanales; Solanaceae
Source: RefSeq, a predicted model, not a curated record
AAAAGCAAUCCCAAAAACAGAGUCAACGAUGGGCGAGCAGGUGGUCAAGUGGCUUCAACGGUGACCUUUUUAAAGGAAACCCUAGAUUCUGAUUGAACCUUAGAAUAUCAGAUUUAUAGCAAUUACACUUAUCAUUUAGCAAAGAGCCACAAAAGAGGGUCUCAAGGGCGGCAAGGAUUCAUCGACUCCGACAUCGGAGUUGCAGCCCCCCAUCCACCCCCGUACCCCAAAUAUAUCUCACACAUCAUCCUCAUUCUCUAUUAUCCCACCAAUAAUAUAACCCAUCAAAAUCAAACCUUUACUCUUUAUUGUUUGUUUCUCCACAAGAAAAAUGGGUUCUUGCGAAAAGCUGUAAACCCCAUUUUCUAGUUUUUCAUUUUCUUGUGAUUCUUUGUUUUUUAUUGGGGUUUUAGGUUUUGUUUAGGGGGAGGGUGAUGGCUCAAAAUGGGCAAGGGAUAGAACCUGCAGUUCUUGAUGAUAUAAUCAACAGGCUUUUGGAGUUUAGGAAUGCAAGAACUGUUAGGCAGGUUCAGCUUUCAGAAGCUGAGAUUCGAUCCCUCUGUACUGCUUCUAAAGAAAUCUUCCUUCAGCAGCCCAAUCUUUUGGAACUUGAAGCCCCUAUCAAGAUCUGUGGUGACAUUCAUGGGCAGUACGGUGAUCUUCUGAGGCUUUUUGAAUAUGGUGGAUUUCCUCCCGAGGCUAAUUAUUUGUUUUUAGGGGACUAUGUUGACCGUGGCAAACAGAGUUUGGAAACUAUAUGCCUUCUACUUGCUUACAAAAUUAAAUACCCGGAGAACUUCUUUCUGUUAAGAGGGAAUCACGAAUGUGCUUCUAUUAACCGGAUAUAUGGAUUUUAUGAUGAAUGCAAGCGCCGAUUUAAUGUGAGGCUGUGGAAGACCUUCACUGAUUGUUUCAACUGUCUUCCUGUGGCAGCUCUCAUAGAUGAUAAAAUACUUUGCAUGCAUGGUGGUCUUUCUCCUGAUCUAACAGACUUAGAUGAGAUAAGGAAUUUACCUCGUCCAACAGAUAUUCCAGACUCCGGUUUGCUUUGCGAUUUACUUUGGUCAGAUCCUAGUAGGGAAGUUAAAGGUUGGGGUAUGAAUGACAGGGGUGUCUCAUACACCUUUGGUUCUGAUAAAGUGGCAGAAUUCUUGAUGCAACAUGAUAUGGACCUUGUUUGUCGUGCCCAUCAGGUUGUGGAGGACGGCUAUGAAUUUUUUGCUGAAAGGCAGCUAGUCACAAUAUUUUCUGCACCAAACUACUGUGGCGAAUUUGAUAAUGCUGGUGCUAUGAUGAGUGUGGAUGAAAAUUUGAUGUGCUCUUUUCAGAUUCUGAAGCCAACAGAUAGAAAACCUCGGUUCUUAUGAAGCAAAAGAUGAUAGCUUAUAUCUGUGCUCUCCAGGGAACCUAAGGGUUUUGUUAUGCAUGGUUUAGAAAGGGAGUCUUGGCGUAACUGGUAAAGUUGCUGCCAUGUGACCAGGAGGUCAUGGGUUCGAGCUGUGGAAACUGCAUCUUGCAGAAAUGCAGGGUAAGACUGUGUACAAUAGGCCCUUAUGGUCCAGCCCUUUUCCGGACCUCGAGCAUUGCGAGAGCUUAGUGCACCUGACUGCCUUUUGUCUUUUUUUGUUUGUUAUGCAUGGUUUAAUUAUGAAAAGAUUAGUUAUGUAAGGAUUUGUAAUGCACGGAUUUAGUAAUUUAUGGAUUGUAAUGUAGAGAUUAUAUUUCGUUAUAAUUAUGCAAUGUGUAAUUUAAAAUAAAUAUGAGGGGUUUUUGGUCAUUUGAUU